GUACCUGGCAAGUGGCUCUGGAGACACCACCGUCCGCUUCUGGGACCUCAGCACGGAGACGCCGCAGUUCACGGCCAAAGGUCACCGGCACUGGGUGCUCAGCAUCGCCUGGUCACCCGACGGCAGGAAGCUGGCCUCGGGCUGCAAGAACAGCCAGAUAUUUCUCUGGGACCCAGCCACCGGCAAUCAGAUCGGCCGGGUGCUCACCGGCCACUCCAAAUGGAUCACGUGCCUGUGCUGGGAGCCACUCCACAUAAACCCGGAGUGCCGCUACCUGGCGAGUGCCUCCAAGGAUGGCAGCGUCCGCAUCUGGGACACGCUGAUGGGCAGGUGUGACAAAAUCCUCACCAGCCACACGCAGUCGGUGACGUGUGUGAAGUGGGGGGGCGAUGGCUUGCUCUACUCCUCCUCCCAGGACAGGACCAUCAAAGUCUGGAGGAGCCAAGACGGGGUCCUGUGCCGCACCUUGCAGGGCCACGCUCACUGGGUGAACACCAUGGCCCUGAGCACCGACUACGUCCUCCGCACCGGCGCCUUCGAGCCGGCAGAGGCCACCAUCAACCCCCAGGAUGUGAGCGGCUCCUUGGUAGAGCUGAAGGACAGGGCACAGCAGAGGUAUGACCAAGUCAGGGGCCAGGAACCAGAAAGGCUCGUCUCGGGCUCGGAUGAUUUCACCCUCUUUCUCUGGAGACCAGCAGAAGACAAGAAACCCCUGGAGAGGAUGACAGGGCACCAGGCCUUGAUCAACCAAGUGCUCUUCUCGCCCGACACCCGGAUCAUCGCCAGCGCUUCCUUUGACAAGUCCAUCAAGCUCUGGGAUGGCAGGACAGGAAAGUACGUGGUGUCGCUGCGGGGACACGUCUCGGCCGUGUACCAGAUCUCCUGGUCAGCAGACAGCCGCCUGCUGGUGAGCGGGAGCAGCGACAGCACUCUCAAGGUCUGGGACGUCAAGACAAAGAAGCUGGCCAUCGAUCUCCCCGGCCACGCCGACGAGGUGUACGCGACGGACUGGAGCCCGGACGGACAGAGGGUUGUGAGUGGAGGGAAGGACAAGUGCUUGCGGAUGUGA
Messenger RNA from Merops nubicus (carmine bee-eater), 1069 nucleotides. RefSeq names its product notchless homolog 1 (Drosophila) (gene NLE1). Gene Ontology annotation, cellular component: nucleolus. The transcript is spliced from 9 exons. The record is from RefSeq and is a predicted model, not a curated record. The annotation marks the transcript as partial. NCBI's taxonomy places the organism in Eukaryota, Metazoa, Chordata, Aves, Coraciiformes, Meropidae. Gene Ontology annotation, molecular function: protein binding. Gene Ontology annotation, biological process: ribosomal large subunit assembly; Notch signaling pathway.